Molecule: messenger RNA, 2326 nt
Organism: Ceratosolen solmsi marchali
Lineage: Eukaryota; Metazoa; Arthropoda; Insecta; Hymenoptera; Agaonidae
Gene: Crtc
Product: CREB-regulated transcription coactivator
Exons: 12
Coding region: 238-2244 (668 amino acids)
Biological process (GO): positive regulation of transcription by RNA polymerase II; protein homotetramerization
Cellular component (GO): nucleus; cytoplasm
Molecular function (GO): cAMP response element binding protein binding
Source: RefSeq, a predicted model, not a curated record
AGUAGUACCAAGGGCGAGCUACGAAGACGAGAAAGAUUGCCACCGCUGUACCUGCUGCCCGUCCUCGGUUUACGGGGGCAGUGGUGCUGGUGCUGGUGCAGCAGUGGCGGCGGCGGCGGCGGCCGGGACUUGCCCGCGCACCGCCGGGGCCUAUUGGCGCGCCUUCGCGGCGGCGCACGCGAUCGAGCACCAGAAGCAGCAGCAGCAGCAGCAGCAGCUGCAGCAACAGCCAUCAUCAUGGCGAAUCCCCGGAAAUUCAGUGAGAAGAUCGCUUUACUAAAUCAGAAGCAAGCCGAAGAAACGGCGAGGUUCGAGCAGAUUAUGAAGGAAGUUUCCGAUGUCACUAGCAGGGCGGCGUCGGCGAGCAGUUCUGUGGGUGCCAGCCCGACGGGGGUUGGAGGUGGUGGACCCGAGGCCCCAGGCAGACCUCUGACCGUGAAAAGUGCAGGCGCGAGUCCGCCUCAGUCUAGCGGAAAGCACCUGCACAUUAGCCUAAGCCACCAGUUCAAGGCCGGCGGCUCCCUGCCCAACGUCAACGCCGAAAAGAACGCGGCUUCUCAGUGUGGCGAGGAAUCCGUCGUCGUCGGCCAGAUUGCCGCCAUACAUUCGAUCGACUUCAAGACUGCCCUGAACACCUUAGAAGAGAUGCAACAUAAUCAAAGUGCAUAUCAGCAGGUUGGGCCGGGAUCCGGUGGCAACUCCGGGAUCCCCCAGGAACGCAGCCGCAGCAUGGGUGUGGGCCCGAUGCGCUCCCGACCCAUCGAAAAGCGCCACGACACAUCACCCUACAGUGGCGUACCCUAUCUUUCGCCCCCACUACCGGAGACUUGGAGGCGAACUAACUCGGAUUCAGCUUUACAUCAGAGCGCCAACGAGGCUUGUCAGUCUGGCUCCUCUAUCGCUCAUCGACGAGAUCAACGAGUGCACGGGAGUUCCAGCAAUGAUAAUCGAGAUUCCCAUCAUCAUCAUCACCAUCAUCAUCAUAACCAUCACCAUGGAUUCAUUGAACGGCCAAGAUCAUCGUGUGAAAUGCCAAGGGUACCUGGGAUAAACGUUUACCCGAGUUCGCAGCCACCGGGACAGCAAAUUCCUAUAGGUAACAACACGGGCUCUUUGCCGGAUUUGAGCAAUGUACACUUUCCCUCGCCACUACAUACACCUCUCGAUCAAGAGGAUCACUCAAGUGGCUCGCCAUACAGCAAUAAUCAUUUAUCGGUGCCUGUUAACCAUAGGUUUCUGCAUUCGUGUAAGCAGGGCUUAACGCUCGAGAACAAUUCAAAUGCUUCUCAGCAAGACAUCCGAAUAAAUUAUUCGCAACAACAGCAAGCUUCUCAGACACAUUCUCAAGUACAAGCACAAACACAACCUCAGAAUGUCUCAGGGUCAUCUUCGGCUGUGCAACAGUCACACGCUGUCCCACAUAGUCCGGGACAUUAUGUGUAUCAACAACAACCACAUAGCCCUCUUACUCCUCAGAGUCCGAAUGCUUCUCAGCCUCAAGUGCAUCAACAAAAUGCACAAGGACAAUUCAAUUCUCUGGGGUCAUAUAGAACAUCACAGAUGGUAAACAGGCCUUCACCUCAAUCUUCACCUAGUCUUACCUUUCAGGAAAGUCCUUUAAGUUACAGUAACAACCCAUCAGCACCUUCAAGUCCCACAGGACAUCAUGGUCCACCAAAUUUAACACUUGAUCCACAAGACCAAAAUGUAUUUAUCAAUCAAGUCCACGCGGACUUUGAGCAAUUCAGUAUGAUUGAUUCACCAUCAACAACAAUUGGUCCAUACAUCAAUUCUCCCAGUCAUACUGGUACUUAUACUCAGAGUGAUAUACUAAGUGUUGCAAGUGAACUUGGCAGUGGAGAUGGAGGAUAUUUUAGUACAAGUCCACUUCAGCAGCUGGCAUAUCAUACAAGAACGCCGACAACAACACAACAAUUGACGCCUCAGACACCGAAUACACCAACUAUAACUCUCACUGAUUGCUCAUUGGGACCGGAUGAUCUAGUGAGCUCAGAUUUUAGUAAAGAUUUUGGAUCAUCGAUAUCAGUAACGUUUGGGCAAGAUUUGUUUUCUACAGAUGACACUCUCUCUCAAGAUCUCAACUCCUUGCGUCAAGAAGAUAUCAAUGCUCUUAGACAAGAUCUCGACCCCCUAGAUUUGGAUGAAUUGCAGAGGCUUGCCAACUCAGAUAUGGUAAUAUCGGAUCCGACUACCGAAGCUGAUUUUAGGUUAGAGCAACGUUAAUGUUAAUUUUAAAAAUGUCACCCCUGACAAGAUAUUUACGACUGUCGAUUUUGUAUUUUUACCGCCGUAAAUAGUAUAGCUC